Messenger RNA from Punica granatum (pomegranate), 2453 nucleotides. NCBI's taxonomy places the organism in Eukaryota, Viridiplantae, Streptophyta, Magnoliopsida, Myrtales, Lythraceae. The record is from RefSeq and is a predicted model, not a curated record.
AGCAGAGCAAGUAAGCACGAAGAAGGUCCACCGCACUCCUUUUAUACCGACUUCUCUCCGCAAAACCCCGGGAAGUGCUCUCCCUCCCCCUCCCUCUCCCUCUCCCCCUUCCUUCUCUCUGUAUAUAGCUAGCCUUCUUCCUGAAAUAAUCUCUCCUCCCUCUUCUCUCUGUCACCUUUUCGCUUCCAACAACACACAAAGCGAAGUCAUGAGGUGGCUUAGUAUUUGACCCUUUAAAUAACCGUUUGGUUGGACCAUGACAAUGUCUGUGGAGGAUUCCCAGAGUUUCGUGGCAUGGGAGGAGCAAACUAUGUGCAGCGAGCGGGGUAGAAGGUUGGUCCACUAUUAUAUGAGGAAAGCAAGUGGGGAUUCAGUGCUCAGUGUUGUCGGGACAGAGAGGAGUAUUAGGCACAUGGUAUACGUGGGCACGGAUGAGCUUCUGCGAAUGUUUGGGACCCACAGGUUGAUCAAGGCCUCAAGGAAGUGGCGAGCUAGAUGGGAAGUCGUGGACCUGCUCAAUUCCUUGGUUUCAGACCUGCUGUACCUUCUUCAGUAAUCUCUCGAGAGAGAAAACCUUCUUCAGCAGAAUUCUAGGAUGGAAGACUUAGCAGAUCGUCUCCCAUCAAGUGAACAAUUGGCUUCACGAAAGCUGAGAGCUGGGACCGAGGAGACUAAGUGGUCAGGUGAUAAUUGGUUCUGUGCUAACCAGCUCAAGCACUAUACAGCCUUUUGCAGGAGUAAUGUGACAAUAACUGUCCAUUCUUUUGUAUAUAUUAUGGCUGAAGUAGAUGAAGAAAAGGGGCAUUAUCUUGGUUAUCUCGAAGACAUGUAUGAGGACAAGAAGGGACUGAAAAAGGUCAGAGUGAGAUGGUUCCACCUCACUCAGGAAAUAGUACAUAUGUUCCCGCAGUUUCACCCGUGUCCUCGAGAAGUUUUCAUUACGCCUCAUGUUCAGGUGAUAAGUGCAGAAUAUGUGGAGGGCCCUGCAACUGUCCUAACACCAGCGCACUAUAAAAAUUUCUUAGCUACUCCCUUGCAGAGGGCUCCUCCAGAAAUCCUCACAUGUUGUCGGCGGUUAGAGAACAAUAAAAUCAGACCUUUCUCUCUCUCCUGGUUGCAUGGCUACUGCGACCAAGAAGUUGUCUCUCUUCUUGAUCCAACUUUGGGCUCAAGGUCCAAAUUCAGGGGAGGUAAUGGGAACAGUGAUGAUGGCGAUGAGCUCUCUCACAUCGACGGCGUUCUAUCAAAUGGGCCAAGGGUCCAGGUAUUGAGACCUGUCUGUUCAGAGUCGAGAUUGAAAAUACGAAAAGGAGUGGCAGGCAUGAAAAUUAGCAGGUGUCAGGUCUGGAAAAAGUCGCUGAAUAAGAUCAAAGUCAGAUACGAGGAUGUGAUGGGAGUUGAUGAUUUUGUCGUGCUAGAGGAGUGGGUCCCUGCGUCGAGGGUAGCAAAUCCUGAUAAGCUGGGAAUGAGGUGCUCUGGCCGCAAAACUAUUAGGCCUUCUCCUCCCAAGGGAGUCACUGGCGACUGUACUUUUGAGAUUGGAUCGCCAGUGGAUGCAUGGUGGUGCAAUGGGAGGUGGGAAGGUGUUGUGAUUGGACGCAUCUCUGUACCCGAUAAAGUGCAGGUUUACCUUCCUGUUGGUUCUCGAUAUUGGUUUCUUUCCCUGCACGAGGUUUGUGAAUUUUGUCUACUGAUUCAUCUUCUAGGGGAAGACAGGAUCCUGAGUCUGGAGAAGAGAUACUUUAGGAAUUCCAGAAACUGGGUCGAUAACAGAUGGGUCGAGAUUAAGCCGAAACUGGACAUAGUCUCUUUCCUAUAUUCAAAUGGAUCUCACAGGCUUCCCCUGUGCUCUAAUAGCAUGGAAGAACGGGAAGAGCUGCCCCCAUUGAAGGAUGUCAGUGGUCCCUCAACUCCCAAUGCCAGAGUCAUCACAGAAGAUAAACAAGAAUCCCCAGGGGAAACUCACACCAUUGCACAGAUGAGCGAAGAAGCAGUUUUGUCUCAGUGAUGGGGAUGACACAUAACAAUAACAUGAUGUAUAAAAAGAGAAGGAAGAAAACAGGAGGAGGUGAUGGUAAAGUGUAAUGAUGAUGUUGGUGGUCAGGGAAGAUGCAUUUGAUCUUAUGAUAGAACGGUUAAAUAUAGUUAAUGUGGUUCGAGUCUUUGGCUGGGAAAGUUGAUUGUCAAAGAUCGGGUUCGACAAGUACUUGUAGAUAAUAGAUAUGUCAUAGGAGUGGGAGCAACCCCUUUCUUUCUUUUGUUAAGGGGAAUUAGCUGCUAACCACAGCAGUAACAGAGCAUAUAGCUGAAGAGGCAGAUAAUAGAUGAGCUGAGGGGCAUUUUGACUUUUUGUUGGGUACUUUCGUCUCAGCCACUGGGCAUUUACUCAUAUUAACAGAACCUGUAAAUCUCAGUAGUAUUAAUCAUGCAAUGGAAUUCACAGUUCCAUGCUU